AUGUUGCCGACAACAUCUCUUGCUCCGCCACCGCGCCGCCGCCAUUCCAUUGUCUGUUACGUUAUCCUCGUCAUACUAACCCUAAUCAUUAUCGCUGCUGUAGGGUUUCUCAUUACCUGGUUUGUUACUAAACCCAAGAAACUUCAUUACAAUCUCGUAAAUGCAUCGGUCCAAAAAUUUAACUUCACCGAUGACAAUCACAUGUCCGGUACGUUCAAAUUCACCAUCCUAUUGCAGAACCCUAACCACAGAAUCUCGGUCUACUACAAUUCGGUCGAGAUAUUCGUGAAAUUCAAGGACCAGACACUUGCGUUCGACACGGUCGAGCCAUUCCACCAACCGGGGAUGAACGUUACGCAGAUAGAUGACACUUUGGUCGCACAGAACGUAGCGGUUUCGAAAUCUGAUGCUAAAGAUUUAAGGGCUCAAACUUCUUUGGGAAAUAUUGAUCUUCCAGUGUAUGUUAAUGCGAGGGUUAGGUUCAAAGUCGGGAUAUGGAAAUCAGCACGUCGCACGGCUAAGAUUGAGUGUUCACAUGUCACGGUCUCUUUGUCGCAGUCAUACAAAUCCACAAAUAGUUCAUGUGAUGCUGAUAUUUAA
Arabis nemorensis is the source of this 600-nucleotide messenger RNA. The record is from the annotation of a GenBank genome assembly. Lineage: Eukaryota; Viridiplantae; Streptophyta; Magnoliopsida; Brassicales; Brassicaceae.